Messenger RNA from Toxorhynchites rutilus septentrionalis, 2632 nucleotides. RefSeq names its product long-chain fatty acid transport protein 4 (gene Fatp3). Gene Ontology annotation, biological process: triglyceride homeostasis. The record is from RefSeq and is a predicted model, not a curated record. Gene Ontology annotation, cellular component: endoplasmic reticulum. The transcript is spliced from 11 exons. Bases 422 to 2404 code for a protein of 660 amino acids. Gene Ontology annotation, molecular function: long-chain fatty acid-CoA ligase activity; long-chain fatty acid transmembrane transporter activity. NCBI's taxonomy places the organism in Eukaryota, Metazoa, Arthropoda, Insecta, Diptera, Culicidae.
AUGGCCUUUGUGCCUUCAGUCUUCAAACGGAAUCAGUUCGGAACGGAGUGACUCGUCUGCAGUAGCGGCAACAACGACAACAACGGAAGUGCUGUUUGGUGGCAGGGCGCGAAAAUCGUAGUUCAUUAGUUUGAUUGAAAUUUAAAACCGUGUUUGUUCAGGGGUGAACGAGGGGAGGUGAUUGCGCAGUGAUAAUUAUAGAGAGAAAGAUAUAGUAUUAUUAACAGAGGAAAUUAUGACGGUUUAAGAGUUGUGUUUAAAAUGUGAUAAAGUGCGUUGAUUCGGGUGAGCAGAUAACAGGAACAGUAAGUUCUCCACUGAAUUGGUUUUAAAAAGAUACAGCGGACGGCACAUUUCCGAUUUGCCGGCAAUCGGAACGAUUUUUCAGGAUAAGAAAGAAGAGAACCAGCCAUCGCACACGAUGAUUGUGGAACUCACUUUGAAACAAAAAACGGCGACGUUAGCAUGCAUCACAGCUGUUGCUUGCGGGCUGUCGUUAGUUUUUGGGCAGCGAGUAAUCCCACAAGCGCUGCUGUCCGCAAUAGUUAUGUAUCUGAUCAGCGGCGAUAGGCCUUCGCUGGUGUACGCUAUGGUUCGAUCGUUUCCGAGAGAUAUCAAUGCGGCCGUGUGUUUCGUUCGACUGAAUCUCGCAAUCCGCCGACUCGAGAGCCGCAAGAUGGCGGUUGUGAAGAUUUUCGAGGAGGUUGCAGCAAGACAGCCCACGAAAGUGGCACUUCUGAUGGACGACAGCCGGCUGACUUUCGGCGAGGUGAAGCAUCUCUCGGAUCGGAUUGCCAGCUAUUUCCACUCGAAGGGAUUCACCAAGGGUGAUACCGUGGCGCUGAUGAUGGAAACUCGGCCGGAGUAUCCCUGCGUUUGGCUGGGGCUAGCCAAGCUGGGCAUCGUGACGGCCCUGAUCAACACCAAUCUGCGGCGGGAAACGCUGAGGCACUCGAUAGCGGUGGCUAAUUCGAAAGCAAUCAUCGUUAGCUCCGAACUGGCCGGAGCAAUUGCCGAGAUUUCGGAUCAGGAAGGAGUCAAAGAUCUUCCAACGUUUGUGUACUCCACGGAAGACACCAAUGAGUUAACAGAAUGUGAUCAGUUACCAGAUGCUGAAGAUCUGAGACAUGCAUUGGAUGGCGUACAAAGUGUAGAUUUAAGCGCUAUCUGGGAUGAUAUAUCACCGAGAGAUAAAUUAGUUUACAUUUACACGUCCGGAACGACCGGGAUGCCCAAAGCGGCUGUGAUCACGAACUCCAGAUUCAUCAUGAUGGGCACUGGAUGCUACUACAUGCUGGGUUUACGCGAUGAUGACAUUAUUUACAACUCGUUGCCACUCUAUCACUCCGCUGGCGGAAUGGUUGGCAUGGGAAGCGUACUGCUGUGCGGUCUUACCGCGGCCCUUCGGAAGAAGUUUUCCGCUUCCAACUUUUUUCCGGAUUGUAUCAAGUACAAUUGCACGGUUGCCCAAUAUAUCGGCGAAAUAUGUCGGUUCGUGCUGACCACCCCACCGAAACCGACGGACACGCAGCACAAGAUUCGGAUGAUGUUUGGGAAUGGGCUGAGGCCCCAAAUUUGGACCCAGUUUGUGUCACGCUUCAACAUCAAACAAAUCGCUGAGUUUUAUGGAUCGACCGAAGGAAAUUCCAAUUUGAUGAAUUUGGACAACACGGUCGGUGCGGUUGGAUUCGUGCCGGCGUUCGCCAGGACCUUCUAUCCGGUUACUUUGGUGAGGUGCGAAGAGGAAACGGGUGAAAUCAUCCGUGAUCGAGAUGGAUUCUGUAUCCGCUGCAAACCUGGCGAGCCGGGGGUUUUCAUCGGAAAGAUCAACCUGAAGAACGCUCUGAAUUCGUUCGUUGGAUACGCCGACAAGAAAGCAUCGGAGAGGAAAGUGUUGCGCGAUGUCUUCAGCAAGGGCGAUAUGUAUUUCAACUCCGGUGAUAUUUUGGUCGCAGAUCUGUUUGGAUAUUAUUACUUCAAGGAUCGCACCGGGGAUACAUUUAGAUGGCGUGGCGAGAACGUGGCAACAUCAGAAAUUGAAGGUGUAAUUACCAACAUCGUUGGACUGAAAGACAGUGCUGUCUACGGGGUAGAGAUUCCUGGCACCGAGGGUAAAGCAGGUAUGGCAGCUAUUGUGGAUACCGAAGGGAAGCUGGAUAUGGAACAGCUGGCAGCAGGAAUCCGAGCGAGUUUACCGCCCUAUGCGCGACCUUUGUUUAUUCGGGUUCUUUCCGAGGUUCCAAUGACGACAACGUUCAAACUGAAGAAACGAGACCUGCAAAUCGACGGAUACAACAUCACGAAAAUUAAAGACCCCAUUUACUUCCUGCAAGCAAAUGGCAGCUAUCAAUUGUUCAAACAGACCGAUUAUGAUGUUGUGAGGAGUGGAAAAGGGAAAUUUUAGCAUAGAUUCUAGAUUUUUUUUAGAGUAGUCAAUUUGAUGGUCCAGAGAGACAGUAACAUACAAACAACAAUCGACUGAUAGUAAUGUUAUUCAGAAAUGUUUUUAGUUCUUUGAAGGGAGUUGUUCCAAUUGAAAUCAAAUCUCAUUCCUCAAUGACCAAAGGUAGUUGAAUUUCGAGCUAUAUUUAGUAGUAGACCGAUAUUCGAAUAAAUAAGUGUUUCCAAUUCA